CAGUGAGCAGGUGCUUUUGAGUGUGGUGAAAAAGAAGGGACACGAAAAGAGUUCCACCAGUAACAAAGAAACAAUUAAUCUGGCCCUGCAUAUCACUAUUAGCGAACAAAACAGUUCCCCUGUUGUUUCUGUGAAUAAUAACGAUGUUGGCAAGAAUGUCGAUGUUACGUUGAAGUCCAGGAAUGAAUAUAUUGAAAAUACGAAAGAUUCUGUUGACGUUGAAAUGAAAAUGGAAAGUCAAGGGUCAAAGCUGGAUUCGUCUGUUCCAAUGAAUACAGAAGAAGAAAAGGGCCUAAAAAUUUCACGUCGUUCGCGUAAAAAGGGUAGUAACACUAAUCUGGGUGCCAAAGGUCAAUUAAAAGCGGGUAAAGAUGUUUCAGAAUUAGAUGAAAGUUUUCCAGAAGCUAAAACAUUUUUAAAGCGGACACGAAAAACCAAAAAUGAACCGAAAGAGAAACGUUUAACAGUGAAAUGUGUCACCGGAGAUGUUAAAGGAAAAAGUGAAGAAGUAGAAGAGGCAGACACAUCGAUAUCCGCUGAUGCAGAUCGUAGUUUGAAACUGACGGAGAAAACGAAGAUUGAAAAGCUGGAUGCAAAUAAUGCAAGAAAAGGAGGAAGGAAGAAUAGAAAGCCAAUUGCUGAUGCUGUCAAAGAGGCAAAUGUUAUUAAAACACGUAGAAAAGGUGGCAACAGAAAUCGUGUGAUGAAAACCCACGAGGCAUCAUGUGUGGAUGAUGAUAACAAGGAAAGUAAUUUAAUGCAAGGAAGUAAAAUUGCCAACAACGAUUCAAUGAGCCAGGAUUCUGGUGAAUCAAAAAAUACCUGUAUCGAUUUGAAGACGCGGAAGAAAAGUGUUACUGUAUGCAAAGGUGAUGCAAGAUUGAGAAGAUCUUCGAGACAGAAGAGACCCAAUGCAGCAGAUGAUGAAUCUUCAAAGUUGGAGAGCAGUGUUGCAGAAGCCAGGCAUCUUGGGGAUGAUUGUUCAACGGAAGCACCAAAGGGUCGAAAAGGACAGGCUGCAAAACCAAAGGCACCGUCGAAGGCAAAGGGGAAGAAGCAAAAUAAGAAAGAUAAAUUGAUGGCAGGUGAUAAACAGAAGAUUGAUAGUAAAGAUGAUGUGGAUUCUAAAGCUAUGAAUGAUGGUAUUAACGAGGAGAGCUCUGAUCUUGCCAAGCGCCGAGAUGUGUGCAAUGACGGCAUUAUGUCCGAGGCAUUGGGUUCUCUGGCAUUGGAGACUGAUGCAUUGGAUUCUCAGGCAGUAGAGUCUCAGGCAGAAGAAUCCCAAGCAUUAGAGUCUCAGGCAUCAGAGUCUGAGGUAUUGGAUGCCGGGGCAGCAAAGAAGAAAAAACACAACACACACAGAAAUACCAGGAUAUCGAUGGCGCCUUCGUUAGUGUUUAUUGAAGAAUGCGAAGAAGAUUCAAAAGUUGUCGUCUCACCCAAACCGUGUAAAAUAAAACCAGAGCCCUUUACUCCCAAAGAUUCAGCCACUGUUAAUAACAAUGAUGUGGAAAUUUCAACGCCAGAGGAAAUCGCUACUUGCAAUAAGCUUGAUGAUUUACCUAAAACAGCUGAAACAAGAUCGUUAAGAAAACGCGGUGUCAAGCGGGCUUCCACAGCAGCUAGUCCAAGCGUAAAGGAAAGCAAGACGGGAGCAAAGCCUGCCAAAACUAGAGCAAAGGGAAAUGGUACCAAGAUAAAUGGCAAUGGAGUAAAGGCGGCAACGGGGAGGAGAAAUAAAAGGAAAACUGGUAAAAGUGGGAAUGAAAAUGGAGUGGCAGCAGAUGAAGCUGAAGCCAUGGAAGUUGAUAAUGAAGAAGUCGUGAAUGGAGAUGCAGAUGGCAAAGCUGUGGCGGAACAGGUGGAGCAUGUUGCGGAGGAGGAAAAUGGGAAGGUAGGCGGAACAGAUGAAGCGAUAAGCUCGCCUCUUAUGUCGCUGCCUCCUUCUGGGGUGCGAAGAUCAGCCCGCAAAGCUAAACAAGGCCCAGUUGUGGAAAGCAGCGAGAAAGAAAAUGUUUUCAAAGAGCCACUCUGCACGAUCAAGAGUGCAACUAAGCCAAAGCGGAUAGUAAAACGUGCGACAUCCAGUCAGCUGAACCAAAGCAUUCCCGAGAAACGAAAACGCUCUUUAUUCAAUGGAAAGAACACUUCUCUAAUGUCACUGCAAUUUUCGACCAUGCACGAUGCCUCAGUUUGCAAUAUGACGAAGAAUACAACGAUGAAUACCUCCGGAAUGCCACCAACCCUAUCGAGUUUCCUGAAAAGUUUCGUUGCGCCAAAAAUCAAGAAAAAGACCUGAUGGAACUAAGCAGUUGUUGGUGUCCAUAUUGCGAUUGAUGACGUCAUAACGAUAAGCUACUGCGGCUUGACUCCCUGUGCUAGAAGCAAGAAGCUUUUGUAUAUACUCACCGGACAACAGUCGCGGGACACUUGCAUGACAACCGGACAAUGGUUAUACCGGUAGUCUCUCUAUUGGGACUCUUGGCAAUGGACAAUGGUCCUGUGCUUUUGAGAAGGUCCUUUCGGACAGUUCUCUUGAAAAGCGAGUCAUUUAGGCCCUGUGUAUAUAAUUUAGAAGGUAUUUGCCUUUGGUGUAAAACUCAGUGGGUAUCACGAAAACGCCUUUUUAGAAGGCAGAUUUGCCAACACAAAUGUACAGAACCACUUUACGGGUUUGUUUCCGCAACCCUUAUUCUACAACUGCUCAAUUUAGGCAAACGUUAUGUUUUUAAGUAAUUUUGUACUGUUGUCUUAAAUUCUCAAAUAUUUUAUGUUAGUUUUAACAUAUUCAACACAGGUUUUCCCCUCGAGAAAUUUAAAAUAGCAAUACUGGUGGUUAAAAUGGAAAUGCUAUCCAGACACUUUCUGUGUGAAUACCUGACAAAAAGCAUAGACCAUUAUGCGUUUCUAAGAUUUUGCAUCCAAAAUUUAAAAGACUGGAUAUCCUUCCCUUCGUGUGACUGCCCAUUUUAUGCAAAACUCUUUAUUGACUGCAACAAGUAUGCUAAAUUUAUUUGAGAAAAUUUUCGUUUAAGAACAAAAGUAGAUAGUUUCAUUUUAUCACUGUCCAAUUGUUCCCAAGCCGAUUCGAGCGCACAUUGCCCACGAAUGUUUGUCUCUGGUCAUAAAGGAAAUGACAGUUACAUGACCGUAGGCUAACAUGAUGUAGUUUCAAAAACUAUUGAGAAACAAAGCAAGCUCUAGCGCCUUUCAAAAAUUAUCUGUAACUAGGAACGCUCAAAAUGUCUUGGUAUAAUUUUACCCACUGCUGUACAAACGAGCUAUUGUAUAUAAAUUUUAGAAUGAAGAAAACCUGCGUUUCUCCAUAAA
Rhopilema esculentum is the source of this 3330-nucleotide messenger RNA. RefSeq lists its product as uncharacterized. The record is from RefSeq and is a predicted model, not a curated record. NCBI's taxonomy places the organism in Eukaryota, Metazoa, Cnidaria, Scyphozoa, Rhizostomeae, Rhizostomatidae.